Molecule: messenger RNA, 1541 nt
Organism: Brassica rapa (field mustard)
Lineage: Eukaryota; Viridiplantae; Streptophyta; Magnoliopsida; Brassicales; Brassicaceae
Product: protein SINE4-like
Source: RefSeq, a predicted model, not a curated record
UUUCUCAGCUUCUCUUUGGAAUUUGAUGGCAUUCUUUUUUUUUCCAUGCUAUAUAUUGGUACUUUAAAACAGAAAUCAUCUAGCCAUUUAGAGGCAUGCUCAUACUCAAAGUCAUAGCUUUCUUUGAUUCUCAAGAGAACAAAACAAAAGCUCAUAAUGUAUGAGUAGCCAGCCACUUGUCAAGUAUUAGUAAAAAGUAUCUAACUGUUAUUAAGGAAAAAAAUGAAAGAAGAUCUACUCCAUGGAUUUUUUUUUUUUUUUUUGAAACAUUACUCCAUGGAUUCAAAUUUUGGAAACACAUCAUCUAAUGGUUAUUAUUACUGAUUUUAUUUUUUUUCUUAAAAUUAAUUGUAAAAUAAAUGUUCAGUUAUGAUUUUCCUUGCUUGUAGAAUAUAUUGUUCAGUAAUUUAAAUAUUGAAUUAUCAGUUUCAAAUUUUCAAAUUUUAUAAUUCAAUGUAAAGAGUAAAAUUUGAAGUAUGUUUUCAAAAAUUACAAGUAGUAAAUGGUAAUUGGUGAGAUCUCUCACAAGAUAUCCGGCCUUUUAUAAAACCAGGUGAUGUAUUAGUUCUACUCUUAAAUUCUAUAGUCAAGUAAAAAAAUGGAAGAAAAAGAGGAAAAUCCACACGAGCGAUUGAAGCAGAAGCUGAGUGAGCUUGAGAAAGUAUGGACCGCAAUGAAAGAAGGCAAAAGCUCAUCUGCAGUUUCGUGUAUCACUGUGGAAGAAGCUCUUGAGUUAGUGGAAAACUCUCCAAGGAAGCUGAUGAUCUCUCUUCAACACGAUCAAGAUGGUCCAGAGGCAGAGAUGAGAUCACCCUAUAGGAGAAAACUCUUUCACGACUCUGAUGAUAAUGAUGAUGAUGAGACGAGAACGACAAGGUUGUCUCAUUCGACUUGUUGGUCUUCGAAUGUAAUGAGAGCUGGAGAUAAUAGUAAUAAUAAUAAGAUUAACAAGAAGCAUGAGAAGAAGAAGAAGAAGAAUAGAGGAAGUAUUGUCUGUGUUUGUGUAAUUGUUCUUUUGCUAUGGGUUUUGGUUCUGUUGUUGAUCAACGGCUUUGAUCAACUCUCCAUGAACAUGAACAGAGAGAUCUAUAGUUUGGUACCUACCUGAAUUUUGUUUUUGAGAAAGAAUAUGCUUUAGAACUCAAUAAAACAAAUUGGUUUUUGUUUUAUAUUAUUAAUCCUCGCUUAUAUUCAAGAAUCUCAUCAAGGUUUGAUGUAUUUUUGGGCCAAAACGGUAACACUAAACUUGAUUUGAUUUGACUUGAGUUUAGAAAGCAAAGUCAAAGCAAGGUUUCUAAUAAGGAUUUCAUUAUAUUCGGACAUAGUAAAGACUAGGCAUGGGCAUUCGGGGUACCAAUCGGGUUUCGGUUUUAUCCAUUCGGGUUUUGGUUUUUCGGGUUUAUCAAAAUCAGUUCCAUUCAGGUUAUAUAAAAGUUCGGUUCGUGACCGGUUCGGGUUCUAUCGAAUUCGGGUCGGGGUUAGUAAAUCUUCAAAUAACCGGUAUAACCCAUUGUACUUUCGGGUUCGGGUCCCAAUCGGUU